AUGAAGCAGAUAUCCUAUUUGAUGGUGUUCAACAUCAUCAUUAGGUACAAAAAGGGGACGCCGAACAAGUUAGCCGAUAUAUUAUCUCACCCGUCCGUGAGGGCUCUUUUGGUGGCGACGUGCAUUCAACCCUUGGUUCCUUUGGAGUAUGUACAGAUGUACACAUAUAGCAGAGACUUCAAUAGUGUGUUCAAGCAGGCGAAGGCUGGUCGAAGAGGGGAGUAUGAGAUUGGUGAAGAUGGUUUGUUGUAUCGUUGGACAUCGCUUUGCAUUCUAGAGGAUGGCGACCAAUUACAGUGGAUUCGAGAAGCACAUACAUCACGUGCGCAAGGUCAUUUUGGGAUUCAGAAGACGCUUCUCAAUCUACGGCGCCAUGUCUUUUGGCCAAAAAUGUUGGAGGAUGUUACUAAGUAUGUUGGAGGGUGUAAGCUAUGUUGCAUAUUGAAGCCUUCUAAUCAAAAACGGGGAUUGUAUCCAUCAUUGCCGCUUUAUAUGGCUGAUCAAAAGCAAACUGGUCACAAAAUUCUCCUAAUUCCUUUCUCUUAG
Molecule: messenger RNA, 546 nt
Organism: Asparagus officinalis (garden asparagus)
Lineage: Eukaryota; Viridiplantae; Streptophyta; Magnoliopsida; Asparagales; Asparagaceae
Exons: 2
Coding region: 1-546 (181 amino acids)
Source: RefSeq, a predicted model, not a curated record